This is a messenger RNA of Ectocarpus siliculosus, 693 nucleotides long. The record is from the annotation of a GenBank genome assembly. NCBI's taxonomy places the organism in Eukaryota, Phaeophyceae, Ectocarpales, Ectocarpaceae.
AUGCUGCAACUGUCCAAGGAGCUUCGGUCGAUCUGCACCACGUGGAAGCACAACCGCCGAGCCAUCCUGGCCGCGGCUAAUGCUAGCGCCACGGCACCGGCAGGAGGAGCCGCGCCGGCGCCGGCGAGGGAGCAACCCGCUCCGUCCGGGAGGCGCAAGGUUUGCGCGAUCGGGGCCGGCCAAGGGCGUGUCGGAGAUGGCGGCGUUGUCAAGGCGGUGCACUACCACUCCCUUAACGAUAGCAAGAUGAAGGCGCUGCUGAUCCGCGUCGGUCUCCCGGUAGGAGGGGGCAAGGCUGCCAUGGUCGCUAGGCACAAGCGGCUCGUUCUGCUGUCUGCUGCGUCCAACGAUCGUGAGGUGCCGUUGCCCAAGGCGCAGCUCCUCAGACAGGUGGCCGCAUGGGAGAGAGAGAAAGACAAGGAGAGGAUGGCGAACGCCAAGACAGCGAGGGCAGGGCUAGUGUCAGGAUCAGCAGGGUCGGGGGGAGGGUCGAGGCAGGCGUUGCGCCCGGCGGGGACAGGGGGCGCCGCAGCCGCUGGCGACGGAUCACCCCCACCUGAGUCCGAGAAAAUCGUGAUCUCGAAGGAGAUGAAGGACGGGUUCUCCGCCUUGAUCGCAAGCGCCAGAAGUCCGCUCCGCACUGGACUUCGCUUGUGCAGCUGUGAGCAGCGCGAUUUCCCCCUUUUGUGUUGA